AACAGUAACUUCCGCCUGUGGUUCUCCGUGUCUGUUGUUAUGAACGAUUGAAGCAGAGAAGCAGUUUUAUGUUAGUAUUAUUUAGCCGCUUUAUUGAGCUAAUUAUGGCUUUGUAACAUCUCAGAUAACUGUAGUCAUGAAGCAGCUGCCCCCGGACACUGUGCGUCUGCUGUCCAGCUCCCAGGUCAUUACGUCUGUGGUGAAUGUUGUCAAAGAGCUGAUCGAGAAUUCCCUGGAUGCUGGAGCUUCAAGCAUUGAUGUUAAACUGGAAAAUUUUGGACUGGACCGCGUAGAGGUUCGUGAUAAUGGGCAAGGAAUCAAAGCUGUAGAUACUCCUGUGAUGGCUGUGAGACAUUUCACCUCAAAGAUCUGCAGACAUGAAGACCUGGAGCAUCUGGAAACGUACGGCUUCAGAGGGGAGGCGCUGGGUUCCAUUUGCGCUGUGGCUGAGGUGGCUGUUACCACAAAGACAGAGGAGGAUGAAAUCAGCACCCAGUACACAAUGGACUUGACAGGGAAAAUUGUUUCCCAGAAGCCGUCUCAUUUAGGUCAAGGGACGACAGUGAGUGUAAUGAAACUUUUUAAGAACCUUCCAGUGAGACGUCAGUGUUUCUCUUCUACCAAGAAGUGCAAAGAGGAGCUGAAGAAGGUGCAGGAUCUGCUGAUGGCCUACGCCAUUAUCAAACCGGAGCUGAGACUCAUGCUCGUUCACAAUAAGGUCAGUAACUCGUCCACACAACUUAAGAAGAGAAAUAAACAUUACUUAUAUACAACCUUUAAAAACAAAGUGCUAGUACAUACAGGCAAGGCAGAGCACACACCAGCUAUUAAAGUAAUAAAAAAAAAAGCCACAAAAAAUGCAAAUAAAAAUACAAUGAAAAAGAAAGAUUGAUGAAAGAAAAAAAACAGCAACAUAGAUUUAUAUACCAAGACAAAUUAAAACUGUUAAGUAAAGAAGCUUAAUAAAAUAAAAAAAUAACAGAAUAAAAUGGGUCUAAAUAAGAUAAGAUAAGAUAG
Messenger RNA from Haplochromis burtoni (Burton's mouthbrooder), 1017 nucleotides. RefSeq names its product PMS1 protein homolog 1. The record is from RefSeq and is a predicted model, not a curated record. Lineage: Eukaryota; Metazoa; Chordata; Actinopteri; Cichliformes; Cichlidae. Gene Ontology annotation, cellular component: MutLalpha complex. Gene Ontology annotation, biological process: mismatch repair. The coding region runs from base 137 to 892 and encodes 251 amino acids. The transcript is spliced from 5 exons. Gene Ontology annotation, molecular function: ATP hydrolysis activity; mismatched DNA binding; ATP binding.